This is a messenger RNA of Lodderomyces orthopsilosis Co 90-125, 3822 nucleotides long. RefSeq lists its product as uncharacterized. NCBI's taxonomy places the organism in Eukaryota, Fungi, Ascomycota, Pichiomycetes, Serinales, Debaryomycetaceae. The coding region runs from base 1 to 3822 and encodes 1273 amino acids. Gene Ontology annotation, molecular function: protein binding. The transcript has a single exon. The record is from RefSeq and is a predicted model, not a curated record. Gene Ontology annotation, biological process: regulation of transcription by RNA polymerase II.
AUGGCACAUGAAUCCAACAAAAGAAGUCAGCAUCUAUCUCAAACACCACUAGCUAUGCAAGGCUUACAAGAACAGCAUCAUCCAUUUAGCCUGUCCAAUGGCAACAAUAUACAUGGUCAUGUAAAUGUUAAUAAUAAUCAAUCAUCAUCAGUACUAAACUCACCAGGUACACCACAACACUUGCGUUACAAUUCAAACAGUAGUAAUGUCCGUACAAAUAUGCGCAAGGCUGCUUUUAAUCAUAUGAGAACACCAACACCAUCAUCUUAUGAUAUUCCAUCCAGUCCGAAGGUGAAUCAUCAAAAUACUCAAUUGCCACAUCAAAACCAUUCUGAUCUGUCUGAUAGCAAUGCUAUUUUGGAUCUGGUUGCCCAUGAUGUUGAAACAAGUACAAAUACACGUUCGCAUUCACUAAGGCUGAAAUUGGCGCAACCUUUGGGAAGUAAUCAACUACAGAAUACUGAUCAAAGUUAUUCAGAGCAACAGCAGCAACAGCAAUCACCACGUCGUCAGCAGCAGCAACAACAAUCGCAACAACAGCAACAGAGAGCCAUGUCCGAUGAGGAGCAACAAUUGGCAACAAAGUUGAAGGAGACUUAUAAAAACAUUGUCAACUACGAAGAAGUUGUACAAAAGAAUUGCAUCGAAAUCACUAUCAAAAUCAACCAACUCACGGCUAGCUCAAAUCCUAGUAUGGUUUAUAGCAACCAACUAGUAAAUCAAAACCUAUCCAGCUCAUUAAACUCCAAUUCAUCGAUGAAUUUCAAUCCUACCAGAACUUCUGAGCUACUGAAUGAUCUUUGGACGGUCUAUCACCAUAACAUGACUUUAUUGGACAAUUAUUACGAUUUUUUAGUCACAUCACUAAAGCCUUCAUCCAAUCAAACACAAUUCAAAACGGGUAAAAAUAUUGUUGAACUAUACAAAAUCCCCCGUAGGAUGUGGGUUUACGGAAUCGUUGGAUUUUUGGAAGUCUUAAAGAAUAUCAUGGGUAUUUUCCAAGAUCACGAAAUUUGUGCAUGCUUUAUCUCCCAUUGCUUUAACAUUAUAUCAAACUUGACUGACCCAAUAUUGGAGAUGGAAGGAUGGUGGGCAGAAAAAUUGGGAGAUUUAUCUAGAAUGGCAAUAGCAUUGUACUCGUCUAAAUUUAUUGAUUGGAAAAUUAGUGCGGAGUAUUGGUAUUCUGUUUCAAUGAAGACACUUUAUGGACAUGGUAAAAUUCAUUAUCACAUGUGUACUGUACAACAAGAUAAUUUGGAUGCAUUAGUUAAUAUUAGCAAGUCAGUCACUUGUCGUGACCCAUUUGUGCCUACACAACAUUAUUUGAGAUUAGUUGUUGAAAACAUUUGCACUCAAAGAAAUAUUCUUUCUCUAUUGGAGCUUCCCAUUAUUGACUUUAUUAAAAUUCACAAGGUCUUGCUCAGCAUAUAUAAUGGACGUAAUAGUGAAAGCACCUCAGUGGAAAAUAUUCAUGAUUCGCAGUUACAGUAUGGUAUAGAUUUGGUAACAAGGUAUGGAUUAACGUUUGGUUCUGAUUCCAAUGGAUACAACUUCUUUACAAGAGAGAUUUACAGUUCAGGAGGAAUGACGAUAAAUGAUCCACAGGGCCACCUGUAUUAUCAGAAAUUACCACCUCAACAUCCACUGCAAAUACCUACUCAGAUACCAUCACAACCACUUCAAGCUCCCUCAGCGACAAAUACUUUGGAAAAGAUGAAUUUCUGGUUCAAUAAAGGCUCAUUGUUUGCCAUAUCAAAUAUUAACCAUCUAAUUGGGUUUGGUGAUGCCAAGAACCCAUUUGCAAAACUUUUCGAGUUACCAGAAGCUUUAAAGGAGAGAAAAGACAAGAAAGAUAGAAAAAGGAAAUCAAGAAGUGUAUCUCAAUCCGAAGAUAUCAUUCCACCUAAUGCAAGUGGUGGCCCCAGUUCAGGUCUCAGUGGUGGUGGUGUUGAUGGACAAUCGGUCGUUGCUGCCCAUUUGCACAAUUAUGAUUGGUUUUACAGCUUGGAGUUUAUCAACAAAUCUGUAUUAGAGUUAUCAAUGAGGAUUUUAAAUCAUUAUUUGGUUGGACCAAAACAAGCAUCAACUGGUCAUGUUAUCGUUUGGUUAUAUUUUUUGAUCUGUGUGGGAGAAGGGGUUAAGAAGUACCCAGUGUCACAACCCAUGUUUGACUGGUUAUUCAAGAACUUGUUCCCUUGGGAGUCAUUUAUCAAUUAUUUGAAUUCGUUGUUGACAUUUGUUAAAAAUAGUCCUAAAUUAUGUGCAUUGUACACUCAGUAUUUACAAGUACCUUAUAUUGCUUGGUUUUGUGAAAAUGAGUUUCUUCCCGAGGUUUGGAAAUGUUGGGGAACUUUAUGGUUUGAUUUCAUUUGUGAAAAAGGUGAUUAUGUUGACGUUGAAGAAGCUGGGAUCAAGAAUAACAACUUGUUUGAUUUACCUGUUAGCGGCACUUUCCCAGUAUUGAAUAUGCCAAGUGAUUCAUUUGAUCAGAAAUCAAGAAACCAAAUGGAGAAUGAUAAUGAUGAACGAAUUGUUCGUAUAAUCUUGUUGGCAAGAACUUUGGCAGAUGAAUAUGAUUUCGGUUUAGUUCGCACGAGCACCGAUUUCAAAUUCGAUCAGAAUGCAUAUAACAACCCUACAACUGAUCCAUUUGCAGAACAGUUUAUCAAUGAUGAUCGAUUCACCACUAAUAGCUUUUGUCAACCAAUAUCUCCAGAAAAUUUGACUAGUGAAGCUAAUGCAAACCUCACACCUUUGCAAAAAGAUGAAAUGUGGUUUGGUGGGUUAGAUAGUCAUCUUUAUGAGGAUGAGAACUUAGAGUUGGAAGAUGAUAUCAUUGAUGAUGAUGAAGACGAUGGGGAGGAUGAUAACGAAGAUGAUAUCCUUGGCGAUGAAGAGGAUAUUCGUUAUGAUGAUGAAAACGAUUUGGAAAAGCAUUACCCCGGACUUCCAAACCACAACUUUAAUCAACAAAGUGGUGGUGGAGAGAUGUUUUACAAUGAUGCAUUCAUCGGUAACCCAACUGAUCCGUUGACAUUGGGUACUCUCAACAACGAUGAUAUUGAAGGAAACUUUGGUGACAAGAUUGACAGUAACAUUACCUAUGUGACAUUGGACACCAAUAUUUGGCUCAAACAUUGUGGACGUAUUUUCAAAUGUGUGAGAAAUGGAGUUUUGAAAAUCACAAUCCCAUUGAUUGUGUUUCAAGAAUUACGAGCAUUGAGAAAAUCAGCUGAAGCUACUAUUGCUGAUGCAGCUACACGAUCGGUAAUCAUUAUUCGUGAACUCUAUCUCACACGAGAAGUUGUUCCUUUGAGAUUCGACGGUACAGUUGCUUCUGAUAUCAAUGAAACUAUUGAGUUUGAAAACAAUUCCAACUGGAGAUCAAAUGUCGAUGAAACGAUCUUACAUGCAGUAAAUGAACAUGAUGAAAUGGGCAAACGAUUGAUGAAGGGACUCAAUAUGAAACUAUCACCAUAUACUCGGUCAUCACCAGUUGCUAAUGACGAAUCAUACCAAUACUAUGCAAACUCCAUCAAUCAACAACAACAACAACCCGGAGGACACUACGAACAGUAUUCACAAGAGGGGGGUCAACAUAACCCAUAUGGUCACAGUCAUCAUAAUCCUAACUUCUCCUACUUCAAAAAAGAUGCACCGAUUUUGAAUUCUCGUAUGGCCAAAUUGUUCAAAUAUUGUAUAUUGAUUACUGAUGAUCGUAACAUGAGAUUACGAGCAAAGACAAUAGGAUUGACUUCAUUCCAGAGUAAAUGGUUGUUUAGUCAAUUAGAAACAGUGUUUGCAGAUAGAUGUAUAGAUUAA